This is a messenger RNA of Callithrix jacchus (white-tufted-ear marmoset), 6548 nucleotides long. NCBI's taxonomy places the organism in Eukaryota, Metazoa, Chordata, Mammalia, Primates, Cebidae. The record is from RefSeq and is a predicted model, not a curated record.
GUCUCCAUCAGUUCUGUGGAAGUGUGGGCAAGGCACAGGAAGGACGCCUGUGCCAGAGUGGAGCGAGCCUGGCAUCCCCGGGUCCCUUGGUUCAGAUAGAAGCAGGCACCGUCUGCCCUGCAUGGUUAUCCUGCCACAGCCCUCACCACAGCCAGAGGCUGCCUGCCCCCUGCUUCACCCUGGGUGCCCCUGCAGGCGGAACUCUCAGCAGGAGGGGCUCCUGGAGGGGGUUCCAGGACUGUGUCCCACCCUGAGGGCACUGGAGAGGGCCUUGUGCUGAUGGGAGGGACAGGGUUUUAGAACCCUGGGUCUCAAGUGGAAGUGAAGGUGGUGGUGGGGUUGGGGAGCCUGGGGCGUCUGGCACUGUCUGACACCUGCUCUCCCUGGUGUUUCUGCCUCCUGGUGUGAGUGGGUCACGGGACCAGCCCUGUGGGAUGUAGGAGUAAGGGUUCUCUUGGGACAGGCUGGCAGCCUUUGUCCAGGAUGGGUGCCCCUUGGCCCCGGGUGGAGGAGCAGGGAGUUCCGCCUUGCAUGGCCCUGGUGCUCCUCUGUGCCCGUGGCCACCCUGCUGGGGGACCUGCCCAGCAUUCCCAUGGAGACCUCAGCCAGGACUCGGGUCUGCUGGCUUUGUCAAGCAGGUGCCUGUGGGGACUCAGGUGGGAGGCACUACCCUCUGGAGUCCCUAAGUGGAGCCCAGGGCUGAGUGAGCUUUUGGAGACACAUCUGGUCCCUUAGUCCUUAGCAAUCAUGUUGUUCAAGAACAGGGUGGCCCAGGGCCCUGGCUGGCCUGCCACCUGCCACUGGGCUUCCAGACACUGCACAGCGUCCCCACAUGGCAGGAGUGGGGCUCAUAGGAGCUCUCUCAGGAGGCAGCUUUGAGGAUGCCACCAAACAGGCCUGACCCAGCCCUGCAGCCAGCCCUUGUCCCUGUGCUCCCCAGGCCAGCUGUGUGUGUCACGGGUCCCUGGCCCUCACUUGGGGUGGGGCCUGGCAUUUGAUUUCUGGAAAGUGAAGCUCCAGCUGUGUGUCGUUGUCCUGGAGAGCUCCGGGCUGCCCACCUCCCUGGCCUCUUCCAGCUGGCACAGGGAGGUGCUGGGGAGAGCACAGUCCCCUCUGACUAUGGGUUGGGGUGGGCCGCCGAGCUAUGACUGGUCACAGUGGAUUUCACACAGAACUUCUCACAACACCGGGAAUCCUGAGAGCAGUCUCUGCAGGUGUGGCGAGUCCCCGGCUCACCUGUGGGAUUUGUUGAAAGGUAAAGUCCUGGGCCGCGGCGUGUAAUUGCAGCUGGGCGCUGGGAUGCAGGGCCUGGUGCACUCUCAGCCCUGGUUAGGAAGUGCUGCCUUCGGGUUGCAGAAGCUUCGGGAGUCCAGGAUGUGGAAAUGCUCGCCCUGAGGUGCUGUCCAGGAACUGGGGAGUCCAGGAUGUGGAAAUGCUCACCCUGAGGUGCUGUCCAGGAACUGGGGAGUCCAGGAUGUGGAAAUGCUCACCCUGAGGUGCUGUCCAGGAACUGGGGAGUCCAGGAUGUGGAAAUGCUCACCCUGAGGUGCUGUCCAGGAACUGGGGAGUCCAGGAUGUGGAAGUGCUCGCCCUGCACUGGUGUCCGGGGAAUCAGGAGUCCAGGAUGUGGAAAUGCUCACCCUGCGCUGGUGUCCGUGGAAUCAGGAGUCCAGGAUGUGGAAAUGCUCGCCCUGCGCUGGUGUCCGGGGAAUCAGGAGUCCAGAAUGUGGAAAUGCUCGCCCUGAGCUGGUGUCCGGGGAAUCAGGAGUCCAGGAUGUGGAAGUGCUCACCCUGAGGUGCUGUCCAGGAACUGGGGAGUCCAGGAUGUGGAAAUGCUCUCCCUGCGCUGCUGUCCGGGGAAUCAGGAGUCCAGGAUGUGGAAAUGCUCGUCCUGCGCUGGUGUCCGGGGAAUCAGGAGUCCAGAAUGUGGAAAUGCUCGCCCUGCGCUGGUGUCCGGGGAAUCAGGAGUCCAGGAUGUGGAAAUGCUCACCCUGCGCUGGUGUCCGGGGAAUCAGGAGUCCAGGAUGUGGAAAUGCUCGUCCUGCGCUGGUGUCCGGGGAAUCAGGAGUCCAGGAUGUGGAAGUGUCGCCCUGCGCUGGUGUCCGGGGAAUCAGGAGUCCAGGAUGUGGAAGUGCUCGCCCUGCACUGGUGUCCGGGGAAUCAGGAGUCCAGGAUGUGGAAAUGCUCACCCUGAGCUGCUGUCUGGGGAAUCAGAAGUCCAGGAUGUGGAAAUGCUCGCCCUGCGCUGGUGUCCGGGGAAUCAGGAGUCCAGGAUGUGGAAGUGCUUGCUCUGCCAUCUCGCCAAUUCCCGACACCAAGGAAGGAAUGUUCCAGUCACCUCUGGAGGUGGCAUCUUUCAGAACAGGGGACCCAAGUUCCCCGGCGCUCCUGGGGGUCCUGUGGGUAGAAUCCUGACUCCUGGGGCCAUGGACUCUGGGCACAGACCCUGGACUCAGUUCAGCUCCUGAUGAGUCCCUGUUGGCUUCGAUGAUGUGUGUGCUCUGGGUGUCCUGGGAUCAGUGCACCUGUUUAAACCUGCUGACGGGUCGUGGGGAGUGAACUUGAUGGGGAGGCCCCGGGGCCAGAUGGGUCUCCAGGUGGGGAGGGUUGGGGAGGAGUAGGUAUGGUUCCAGGUGAGUCCAGCUCCACCUGUGCCCCCUCUGGGCAUCAGGGUUCCUGGUGACGGAGCUGAACCUUUGUGUGCUGAUCUUCCCAGCUGUUGCCACAGGCCCUGGGGAGGUGUGGAAGGUGACCGUGAGAUCUGCCUCGGCCUCGAGGUGGCCCCUUUUUGUGCUUUCUCCUGCCUGGCUGGUUGUUUUCAUUCUGACUCUUUGAGAAUGUCUGGGAUCCAAGCUGCCUCCAAUGGAGGGUGCUGGUCCCAUCAUCCUCCCAGCUGUGUCCUCCCAGGGUGCUCCGAAAGCCUAGAGUUCCCCAACCCUUCCCCCACCUCCCUGUGGCUCCCAGGGCCAGCCCGCCAGUCCCUGCCUCUUAAGGCUUCCCUGCCACCACUUCCCAUGUUCCUUCGUCACAGACGUGAGUGCCUAGAGGCCUGAGGACAGGGCCUGGGAUGAUGCUGAUGGCUUUGCCUGGCAUGGCCUGGGAGGUUCUUCCUCCCCGUCUCCACGACUUUCCUAAGCCUUUGUGUCAGAUGGGCGGUCUGGAUGCUCCAUCAGGAACUGCCAACCCGAGUGUUUUCUAACCAGAGACUGAGUGCUGAGAACCUGGGGCAGCUUUUCCUUGAGGUCCCCGAACCCCCAGAAACCAGCCCCGCAUCGAGGAUGCGCUGUUCCCCUGCUGGAGGGUUGGAGGAGACUCUCCCCGAAUCCAGACCCUCUGCAGACCCCCUCCCAGGCAGGCCCUAUGGCGAGGGGCAACUGUCUAGCUGUGUCAGCCCAGUGCAGACGGGACAGCAACCCUGCCCCACGCAGCUGCUCAGCUGCCCUCUGCACAGGCUGUGUCCCCACCCGCCUGAGCAGCAGGUGGCCUUUCCACAAGCAACUCUGCUGAUGCAGACGUGAGUUGCACCCGUGGGGGACAAGGGCUGGGUGCUGUCCUCACUGGGUUGGCUUGGUGUGAGCACCGGACGCCCUUGUUUAUGGUGGCUCAGUUUUGAUUGACUUGAAAGAAAACUUAACGCCGAGACUUUACGUGGAAAUGCAGCAGCACUGGAGACACAAUGCUGAUAAGUGGACAGGCUCCUGCCCCGCAGCCAGAAGGGAGGAUUGUGGUGAGCAUCACCUUCUACCCCUCCGGGGCUGCACGUGGCCCAAGUGGGAUGGUGCCCUCCAGCCCAGCAGUGGAGAAGCAGGUGCCCGUGGAGCCUGGGCCAGACCUCGAGCUCCGGUCCUGGCGGUGCCUGGUGUGCUACCUCUGCUUCUAUGGCUUCAUGGCGCAGAUCCGGCCAGGAGAGAGCUUCAUCACACCCUACCUCCUGGGGCUGGACAAGAACUUCACUCGGAAGCAGGUCACCAACGAGAUCACCCCGGUGCUCUCCUACUCCUACUUGGCCGUGCUGGUGCCCGCGUUCCUGCUCACUGACUACCUGCGCUACACGCCCGUGCUGCUGCUGCAGGGCCUGAGCUACGUGGCCGUGUGGCUGCUGCUGCUGCUGGGCCGCACCGUGGCGCACAUGCAGCUCAUGGAGCUCUUCUACAGCAUCACCAUGGCCGCGCGCAUCGCCUACUCCUCCUACAUCUUCUCGCUGGUGCAGCCCGCGCGCUACCAGCGCGUGGCCAGCUACUCUCGUGCGGCGGUGCUGCUGGGCGUCUUCACCAGCUCAGUGCUGGGCCAGCUGCUGGUCACCGCUGCUGGGGUCUCCUUCUCCACGCUCAACUACAUCUCGCUGGCCUUCCUCACCUUCAGCGUGGUCCUCGCCCUCUUCCUCAAGCGCCCCAAGCGCAGCCUCUUCUUCAACCGCGGCGCCGCAGGGCGGGAACCCUCGGCCUCCGCCUCGGAGCUGGAGCGCAUGAACCCGGGAGCGGGCGGGAAGCUGGGGCGCGCGCUGCGGGCGGUCUGCGGGGACUCCGUGCUGGCGCGCAUGCUGCGGGAGCUGGGGAACAGCCUGCGGCGGCCGCAGCUGCGCCUCUGGUCCCUCUGGUGGGUCUUCAACUCCGCCGGGUACUACCUGGUGGUCUACUACGUGCACAUCCUGUGGAACGAGGUGGAACCCACCACCAACAGCGUGCGGGUCUACAACGGCGGGGCCGACGCCGCCUCCACGCUGCUGGGUGCCAUCACCUCCUUCGCCGCUGGCUUCGUGAAGAUCCGCUGGGCACGAUGGUCCAAGCUGCUCGUCGCGGGCGUCACGGCCACGCAGGCGGGGUUGGUCUUCCUUCUGUCUUACACCCGCCACAUCUGGCUGUGCUACGCGGCCUUCGUGCUCUUCCGCGGCUCCUACCAGUUCCUCGUGCCCAUCGCCACCUUUCAGAUCGCGGCUUCUCUGUCUAAAGAACUCUGCGCCCUGGUCUUCGGGGUCAACACGUUCUUUGCCACCAUUGUCAAGACCAUCAUCACCUUCAUCGUCUCAGACAUCCGGGGCCUGGGCCUCCCCGUCCGCCAGCAGUUCCAGUUAUACUCUGUGUACUUCCUGCUCCUGUCCAUCAUCUACUUCCUGGGGGCCGCGCUGGAUGGCCUGCGGCAUUGCCAACAGGGACGCCACCAGCCACUGCCGCUGGCCGAGGACCUGAGGAGUCCCGCAGAGGAGAAGGCUGCACUGGCACUGAGCGUGCAGGACAAGGACCUCAGAAACCUGCCGCCAGCCCAGAGCCUGAGGCUCUCCCCGGAAGAUGGCUUGGGGGCUGCGGGGCCGGGCUCUGGGGAGCAGAGACAGAGCGACCUAGCCCCGGCCCCACAGGCGGCUGGAUUCCUGAGCCCAGUGCCAGCCCCUUCCGCCCACACUCCGGGCUCUGCCCAAGCCUCAGGCCCUGACUCUGCAGCUGAGACCUGUCCCCAGCCGGCUGUCCAUCCUCCUGGCGUCGGGACGCUGGGUCUGCAGCGUCAUUUAAGUGUCAGCGUUCAGAAUGUGAGCCAGUGAUUCUGGGGGAGCCCUGUGGUAACUUUGCAGGUGGUCCUCGGUGCACCCCCACGCCCCCCACCUUGAGGGCCGCCUGCCUUAGCCACAGGGGCCUCCACCUGUCCUGCUGGCAGCCCCCAGGAGCCCCCUGCCCUGAGUUGCACCCUAGUGGUGGCUGCAGCCUAGGGGGUGGCCAUGCUGUCCCCGCGCUGUGCCCCACUGGCUUUGGUUGCUGGAAGAGGAGGGUGGUGGGCUCCUGCAUCCACCAGGCCUUAUUGGCUCAUGCCCUUGGGAAGCGCGAGACAAAUUCUCUCUGUCCCCCAGGACUGUCGAAGUGGCCUUAGACAGCAACUCAGGGGACGCUGGCCCCACAGGAGUUGUGAGCCCUCUAGGGCAGGGUGGGAGGCUGGACCCCCGGGCACAGCUGAGCUGUGACAUGCUGGUCUUCCUUGGUGCUUUUGCUUUUUGAAAGAUGCUCUGCUUUUUUUUUUUUUAACUGACACAGAACGAAGAACUGCAUGGGGCUUCUCUGUCUCAGUUGGAAAGCCAUCUCAGGUUGGUGGCAGCAAAGUCCCCAUCAGAGGGCAGCAGUGGUUCUGGUCCUUGGAGCUAGUUCCUCUCCCCAGCUCCAAGGGCUUUGGCCCAGAGCCCUCCAUGGUCCCGUCUGCCCUUCCGAAGUGCGGGUAAUCCUGACCUGUGGUCCUCAGCUGCUCCCAUGCUCAUGCCAGCCCAGAGAGGACGGGUCCUGGUCACCGCGGACGUGCUGGCCUUGGUGUGUGUGGGGCUUGCCUGGCUGGGGGCCUUAGAUGGCAGGCCCUGAUGCUGCAGCUGAGACCCAUCCCCAGCCGCUGUCCGUCCUCCGGCGUCAGCACACUGGGUUUGCAGGGUCGCCCAAGUGCCAUCGUCCUGGGCGCUGGGGAAGGGCGUCUCAGCAGCCUCCAGGUCUGAGGAGCGUUAGUGCCUUGCCCACAGGUGUGGAACCGUCUGAUUCGAUGUGAAUACUCUUUCCAGGUACAUUAAACACACUUGUCACCUG